AUGGACAACCAAACGAACGCCGUCGGAUCGGCCCUUUACAUUCGACCAAAGCACGCCGUGCUGAUCGGUUUGGGCCUGAUUUGUAUGCUCGCGAUCUCGGGAUGCAUCCAGAAGAUCUGGGAGCGCGAUGAGGACGCGGCGGCGCGUCUCCAGAACGCGCCACAAAUCGUGCUUGAGGAUGACGAAGAGUUCCACAUGAUCGUCAUGCAAGCCCCAUCCCCUGGAUGGUCGCUCCGGCUCGACUCAACGGAACGCACCCCUGAAGGCAAGCGCGUGUUCGUCACGAUCCGCAAACCCGAUCCCGCGUAUGUCUACACACAACAGAUUGUGCUGAUGCGCGUGCUCACACGCGUGCGUCUGGACACCGAACUCGAGGUCGUCGGACGCAUACUGGACUUUGAUGAGAAGACCAAAGGCAAGGGCUACGCUCAAGCAACGCGUGAUCUCCUCGCGUUGACGCUGAUUCCUGGACUGGGACCAGUUCGCAUCGAUCGGCUCAUCAGGACCGCUGGAUCUGCUGAGCAAGUGCUCAGCAUGUCACUCAGUCAACUCAAAUGCAUCGAAGGGAUCGGUUCACAGACCGCUUCGAGCAUCAUCGAGCGCCGAGCGGAUGUGUCGCAGCGUGUGGAUGAGGAACUGGAAACUCUGGAUGAAGCGGGCGCUUCGAUCGUGUCUGUCAUGGACGACUGGUAUCCAUCGCUGCUGCGCGUGAUCCCAGGCGCUCCACCCAUUCUUCGUUUUAAGGGCUCACUCGAUCCCGCCAUACUCCAGCAUCCCAUCGCGAUGGUCGGAUCACGCAAGUGCACGAUCUAUGGCACGGAACAAGCAACGCGAUUCGCACGAUCACUCGGGAACGCGGGAUUCACCAUCGUCUCCGGCGGCGCGCGAGGGAUCGACUCCGCAUCGCAUCGCGGAGCACUCGACGCUGGAGCGAAAACGCUCGUCGUCCUCGGAUGUGGAUUGGGUCAUGUGUAUCCAAAGGAAAACGCUGAGCUGUUUGAUCGUGUUGUCGCGCAAGGCGGCGCGAUCAUCUCUGAGCUCCCCUUCCAUACCCCGCCAAGCAGCGAAAACUUCCCGGCUCGGAAUCGGAUCAUCUCUGGACUCUCGCUUGGAGUAUUGGUCAUCGAAGCGUCGCGCCGAUCAGGCGCGCUCAUCACUGCUAGACACGCGGUCGAGGAUCACGCACGCGAGGUGUUCGCAGUCCCAGGACGCGUGGACUCGAGUGCUUCGGGAGGGAGCAAUGAGCUGCUCAAGUCAGGUGGGGCGCAUCUGGUCAGUGAGCCGGGGGAGAUCAUCGAGAUCCUCGAACGCAGCGCCGGAUCACUCAAACAAGGAGCGAGAGAUCCAAUCGCAUACAAGUCCCCCACUCUCAUGCAGCAACCCAAACCUGAACCGAUUGGGGAUCUUGAUCCGCUGAGCCGACGUAUCCUCGAAGCGCUGGAUGAGCCUCGCACUGGGGAUCAGUUGAGUGAGCUGCUGAACAUCGAUCCCGGCUCGCUCCGUGCAUCGGCAACGAUGCUGGAGAUCCAAGGGCGCAUCAAGCGUUCUGGCGCACGCUUUGAGCGGACUCGUUGA
Symbiodinium sp. CCMP2592 is the source of this 1575-nucleotide messenger RNA. Lineage: Eukaryota; Dinophyceae; Suessiales; Symbiodiniaceae. The record is from the annotation of a GenBank genome assembly.